AAGAGGACGAAUCAAACGUUAGAAAAACGCCACGUAUGAGUUUCCUGAACCAUAGCCACUUCCUCUAAAACCACACAAUAACACCUUCCAUCGUCACCUUCCUUUGCACCACCAAUAAGGUCUCCAGACCUUCUAAUUCUCUACUCUCACUUCUCUGUCACAUUUUACUUUUAAGAUGGCGGCAUCAUCUGCAUGCCUUGUUGGGAAUGGUUUAUCUACAAGGGGUAAUAGAAUAGCUCUUAACAAGGACUUCAAUAGAAGAUAUCUUUACUCAUCUUGGAGACUUUCAUCGUUGAACAAUAACAAGGCAUCGAAAGCAUUUUCCAUAAGGGCAUCCUUGGAGGAAAGGCAACAAGAAGGGAGAAGGGGGUUUCUGAAAUUAUUGCUUGGAAAUGCGGGAGUUGGUUUUCCUGCAUUGUUGGGAAGUGGCAAAGCUUAUGCUGAUGAACAAGGGGCUUCCUCCUCCAGAAUGUCUUACUCCAGGUUUCUAGAGUAUUUGGACAAGGAUAGAGUAAAAAAAGUGGAUCUUUAUGACAACGGAACCAUUGCUGUUGUUGAGGCUGUUUCUCCUGAAUUGGGGAAUAGGGUGCAGCGUGUUAAAGUUCAACUCCCUGGACUUAACCAGGAGCUCCUUCAGAAAUUCAGGGAAAAGAAUAUUGACUUUGCAGCUCAUAGUGCCCAAGAAGAGUCAGGCUCUCUUUUGGCUAACCUGAUUGGGAAUCUGGCCUUCCCUUUGAUCUUGAUUGGAGGAUUGUUCCUUCUCUCGAGACGUUCAGGAGGAAUGGGAGGUCCUGGUGGACCAGGAUUUCCUCUUGCUUUUGGCCAAUCUAAAGCCAAGUUUCAAAUGGAACCAAACACUGGAGUGACAUUUGAUGAUGUUGCUGGGGUGGAUGAAGCCAAGCAGGACUUUAUGGAGGUGGUGGAGUUUCUGAAGAAGCCUGAGAGGUUCACUGCUGUUGGGGCUCGCAUACCUAAAGGAGUUCUUCUUGUUGGUCCUCCAGGAACUGGGAAGACCCUGUUGGCCAAGGCUAUUGCUGGUGAAGCUGGUGUUCCAUUUUUUUCAAUAUCUGGUUCUGAGUUUGUUGAGAUGUUUGUUGGUGUUGGUGCUUCUCGAGUUCGUGAUUUGUUCAAGAAGGCCAAAGAAAACGCCCCUUGCAUUGUCUUUGUUGAUGAAAUUGAUGCUGUUGGAAGACAAAGAGGAACUGGAAUUGGUGGAGGGAAUGAUGAAAGAGAGCAGACCCUCAACCAACUUUUGACAGAAAUGGAUGGUUUUGAGGGUAAUACUGGCAUCAUUGUCAUUGCAGCAACUAACAGAGCAGACAUUCUUGACUCUGCCUUAUUGAGACCUGGACGGUUUGAUAGACAGGUUACUGUUGAUGUUCCAGAUAUAAGGGGAAGGACCGAAAUCCUAAAGGUUCAUGGUAGCAAUAAAAAGUUUGAUGAUGAUGUUUCUCUUGAUGUGAUUGCCAUGAGAACGCCUGGUUUUAGUGGAGCUGAUCUUGCAAAUCUCUUGAAUGAGGCUGCCAUAUUAGCCGGUAGACGUGGAAAGACUGCAAUUUCCUCUAAAGAGAUUGAUGAUUCCAUUGAUAGGAUUGUGGCUGGAAUGGAAGGAACAGUGAUGACAGAUGGGAAGAGCAAAAGUUUAGUGGCAUAUCACGAAGUUGGUCAUGCUAUUUGUGGAACUUUAACUCCUGGUCAUGAUGCUGUGCAAAAGGUAACACUAGUUCCUCGUGGUCAAGCUCGGGGUCUUACAUGGUUCAUUCCUUCCGACGACCCAACUCUUAUCUCCAAACAACAACUCUUCGCAAGAAUUGUUGGAGGACUUGGUGGUAGGGCUGCAGAAGAAAUUAUUUUUGGUGAGCCUGAGGUUACAACUGGAGCAGCUGGUGAUUUGCAGCAAAUCACCGGUUUGGCAAAACAGAUGGUAACUACAUUUGGAAUGUCUGAUAUUGGGCCUUGGUCACUGAUGGAACCAUCAGCACAAAGUGGGGAUGUUAUCAUGAGAAUGAUGGCAAGGAACUCAAUGUCAGAGAAGCUUGCAGAAGACAUUGAUGCUGCCAUCAAGAGGAUAUCAGAUGAAGCAUAUGAAAUUGCCUUGGAACAUAUAAGGAACAACCGUGAGGCAAUGGACAAAAUUGUGGAUGUCCUUCUGGAGAAGGAGACAUUGAGUGGUGAUGAAUUCCGUGCUCUACUGUCUGAAUUUACUGAAAUUCCAGCUGAAAACCGUGUCCCUCCUUCAACUCCAGUACCAGCCACUGUUUAAAUACCUUAUAUGAAACAUCGUUAAUAUGUACUAUCUUUUAGAAUACGAAAUUCCCUCUACAGCCUGCUCCAUAUUUGUGAAUGAUUAAAGAUUCUACCUUUUUCAUUUUCCUAGUGUUUAUAAAUGACAACAGAGAGUAUAUAUUCAUAUAUAUAGGUAUGAAAGAUAAAAUGUUAAGUGUAAAA
Molecule: messenger RNA, 2448 nt
Organism: Vigna radiata var. radiata (mung bean)
Lineage: Eukaryota; Viridiplantae; Streptophyta; Magnoliopsida; Fabales; Fabaceae
Product: ATP-dependent zinc metalloprotease FTSH 8, chloroplastic
Exons: 5
Coding region: 176-2263 (695 amino acids)
Biological process (GO): proteolysis
Cellular component (GO): chloroplast thylakoid; membrane
Molecular function (GO): ATP hydrolysis activity; ATP-dependent peptidase activity; zinc ion binding
Source: RefSeq, a predicted model, not a curated record